Molecule: messenger RNA, 2165 nt
Organism: Dendroctonus ponderosae (mountain pine beetle)
Lineage: Eukaryota; Metazoa; Arthropoda; Insecta; Coleoptera; Curculionidae
Product: thyroid receptor-interacting protein 6
Exons: 11
Coding region: 183-1844 (553 amino acids)
Biological process (GO): cell-cell adhesion
Cellular component (GO): stress fiber; focal adhesion
Source: RefSeq, a predicted model, not a curated record
AACUGUCGCAAAACUGCCGCUUUUUGCCAAUUUCGCAACGUUUGCGACUGUGGAACAAUGGAAACACGCCCAUAGUGACAGUGACAGCACUGAUUUCACCUUGUUUUUGUGCUGUUUUUUCACAAAUUCUACCUAUUUCAACAAAGUGCUGCCUGCCCGAGGUACAAGAGAGGAUACCGAAAAUGAACGACUUAGACCGGCAAUUGAGCGAGCUGGCGCUGAUCAACAAGUCGGAGCUGCCGCCCAACCCCCAUCUGAUGAACCCGGGGAAGAAAGUGGGCCCUGCCGUGCCCCCCAAACCCAAAAAGCAGCAGCCGCUGGUGCCACAGUCGUACCCGCUCAAGCAGCCUGUGGAACCCAGCUAUUCGUCCCGGAUUCAGUCCGGGCAGUUCUACUCCAACCUGCCCCCUCCGGGCAGCCAAGCCCUGUACUCAAACACCCCGAACUUGAGAGCGGCGGACUAUGCCAGAGUGUCUGAAAGUAAUUACGCCAAUUUGCCAGCGGGACGCAAUGAGGAUCAGUACUCGCGCAGCGCGUCAGCGCUUAGCAACAGUUCGCUGCCCAGAAGCACUGUCAGCUACGGCAGCGGUUACGCCACCAAGAACACCAGUACGGCGUCGACUUUGGGCGGCAGCCCCAAGCCCUACCUGCCCUCCCAGUCCGACGUAACUUAUAGCAACGUGCAGAUGGCCCCAAGCAGGCACAACAACAGCAUGAUCUACAGCAACUUGGCGCACCCACCGCGCGACGGCGCCGUCUACAGCAACUUGCCGCCAAGUGGAGGCGCCUUCCCCAAUGGAGAUGAUCUGCCGCCUCCUCCACCUCCGUUGGAUAUGAGCUCGGGCCUGGCCGACUAUGCGCCUUGCACGGUGAACACCAACUUGCCCCCGCCCCCAGAAGAUCUGCUGCCGCCGCCGUCUCCUGUCAGCUCCAGCUACAGCGAGCUGCGCAGAGCCACUGAGCCGCGACAGGAUUUUCACAACUACAGCAUGGGCUCGCAGGCUUCCUCCACCUACGAGUCGAUCUACGAACCGAUCAAUCCACGGCCGCCCAGUCAAAUGUCGUCCAGGUCCAACUACUCGUUGUAUGCCCCCUACAGUGGGGCCAGCAGUGCUAUGACUGGGCCGAGCCAAUCAGUGAGCCGAAUUGGGCACAACAAGGAACAAGAAGUGGAUAGUUUGACGGAUAUGCUUGUCCAAGGCAUGCGCCCGCCCACCUCAAUUGACCACGAAGACGUUUAUGGCGUGUGCGUCAAGUGUGGCGAUAAGAUUGUCGGCGAAAACAGCGGCUGUACGGCCAUGAAUCAGCUCUACCAUAUCAAAUGCUUCACCUGCCACCACUGCGCGAUCAACCUGCAGGGCAAGCCGUUCUACGCGCUGGACGGACGCCCCUAUUGCGAAGAAGACUAUUUGAACACCCUGGAGAAGUGUUGCGUGUGCCAGAAGCCCAUCUUGGAUCGCAUUCUUAGGGCGACUGGCAAGCCUUAUCAUCCGUCCUGUUUCUGUUGCGUGGUCUGCGGCAAGAGUCUGGACGGAAUCCGCUUCACUGUAGAUGCCACCAAUCGCGUGCAUUGCAUCGAAGAUUUCCAUAAGAACUUUGCGCCUCGCUGCUGGGUUUGCAAGCAGCCAAUAAUGCCAGAGCCCGGCGAAGAGGAAACUGUGCGCGUCGUAGCUUUGGACCACAGUUUCCAUAUUCAGUGCUAUAAGUGCGAGGACUGUGGUCUUGUGCUGUCGUCCGAAGCUGAAGGCAGAGGUUGCUACCCUCUAGACGGCCAUGUACUAUGCAAAAGCUGCAACGCCAAGCGGGUACAAGCGCUCACCAGCCACAUGACCACCGAACUCUAGUGCUACCGGUCAGUACGGGUUUUCCAGUUAAUUUUAGUUUACGGAAUACACACAUUCCAGCUUAUUUUCGGGCAGUCUAUUACUUCCGCGGUUCAGUAUUCAGACCAAGCAGCAGGGUAGAACGCUCUUUAAAUGCUGUGCGUUUUAUUAGUAGAAUUAUUAAGUUUAACAUAGAUUUUAUUGCCUCAUAUUCACCCAGACGGUUGCUUUCCUAUACGAUAAGUCUUAGUCUUUUUGAAAAUUCCAGUCGAUUUAGUUAAACAUCAUUUUUGUGAUUAACUACGUGAAUGUGCCAAUAAAUAAGUACAUGAGGAAAAAUAA